GGUCUCUGCUCUAAUGCGGCGGCUGGCGGCGAGAGGCGCUGCAGGCGACGCGGGCGGAGUGACGGCGCCGGCCGCGGACCGCUCGGAUUGCGCCCGGAGCCCGAGUCCUCGGAGGUUGAUUGACUUAUAUGCACUGGGGGAUCCUGGAGUUUCCCUUUCCUCUUCAGACCGGUGCACAGGCUCUGCUGGUGUGGCCAGGAGGAGGCUGAAUGAGGCAGAGAAGCUGAGUUCUGUCCAGGAGGCCCAGCUAGAGCAGCUCAAGGCUGCCAGAGCCCGAGGACUGGGGCACAAGGAGCGGGGCCUGGUGCUGAGGAUGGCCAGGCUACAGCCGCCCUGGGUCCACACAGCCUUCCUCCUCUGCAUCUUUGGACUUGUCGGGGCCAUCGAGAUUCCCAUGGAUCUGACCCAGCCCCCAACCAUCACCAAGCAGUCAGUGAAGGACCAUAUCGUGGACCCCCGGGACAACAUCUUGAUCGAGUGUGAAGCCAAGGGCAACCCCGCCCCCAGCUUCCACUGGACUCGCAACAGCAGGUUCUUCAACAUCGCCAAGGACCCCCGCGUGUCCAUGAGGCGGCGGUCAGGCACCCUGGUGAUUGACUUCCGCAGCGGGGGGCGGCCGGAGGAGUACGAGGGGGAGUACCAGUGCUUCGCCCGCAACAAAUUUGGCACAGCCCUGUCUAACAGAAUCCGCCUACAGGUGUCCAAAUCUCCCCUGUGGCCCAAGGAAAACCUGGACCCCGUGGUGGUUCAAGAAGGUGCGCCCUUGACCCUGCAGUGCAACCCGCCACCCGGACUUCCAUCCCCAGUCAUCUUCUGGAUGAGCAGCUCCAUGGAACCCAUCACCCAAGAUAAGCGUGUGUCCCAGGGCCACAACGGAGACCUGUAUUUCUCCAAUGUGAUGCUGCAGGACAUGCAAACUGACUACAGCUGCAAUGCCCGCUUCCACUUCACCCACACCAUCCAGCAAAAGAACCCCUUCACCCUCAAGGUCCUCACCACCCGAGGAGUUGCGGAGAGGACACCCAGCUUCAUGUACCCACAGGGCACCUCGAGCAGCCAGAUGGUGCUGCGUGGCAUGGACCUGCUGCUGGAGUGCAUCGCCUCAGGGGUCCCCACACCAGACAUCGCCUGGUACAAGAAAGGUGGGGACCUGCCCUCUGACAAGGCCAAGUUGGAGAACUUUAAUAAGGCACUGCGCAUCACCAAUGUCUCCGAGGAAGACUCCGGGGAGUAUUUCUGCCUGGCCUCCAACAAGAUGGGCAGCAUUCGGCACACAAUCUCGGUGAGAGUAAAGGCUGCUCCCUACUGGCUGGAUGAACCCCAGAACCUGGUGCUGGCUCCUGGCGAAGAUGGAAGGCUGGUGUGUCGAGCCAACGGGAACCCCAAGCCCACCGUCCAGUGGAUGGUGAACGGGGAGCCCCUACAGUCGGCCCCGCCCAACCCAAACCGCGAGGUGGCUGGUGACACCAUCAUCUUUCGGGACACCCAGAUCAACAGCCGGGCUGUGUACCAGUGUAACACUUCCAAUGAGCAUGGCUACCUGCUGGCCAAUGCCUUCGUCAGCGUGCUGGAUGUGCCACCCAGGAUGCUGUCGCCUCGGAACCAACUCAUCAGAGUGAUCCUCUACAAUCGCACCCGGCUGGACUGCCCAUUCUUUGGAUCGCCCAUCCCCACACUGCGAUGGUUUAAGAAUGGGCAAGGAAGCAACCUGGAUGGUGGCAACUACCAUGUGUACGAGAACGGCAGCCUAGAGAUCAAGAUGAUCCGCAAGGAGGACCAGGGCAUCUACACUUGUGUCGCCACCAACAUCCUGGGCAAAGCUGAGAACCAGGUCCGCCUGGAGGUCAAAGACCCUACCAGGAUCUACCGGAUGCCUGAAGACCAGGUGGCCAAGAAAGGCACCACGGUGCAGCUGGAGUGCCGUGUGAAGCACGACCCCUCCCUGAAACUCACUGUGUCCUGGCUGAAGGACGAGGAGCCCCUGUACAUCGGAAACAGGAUGAAGAAGGAAGAGGACUCGCUGACCAUCUUCGGUGUGGCCGAACGGGACCAGGGCAGCUACACGUGUAUGGCCAGCACUGAGCUGGACCAGGACCUGGCCAAGGCCUACCUCACCGUGCUGGCUGACCAGGCCACUCCAACUAACCGUUUGGCUGCCCUACCCAAAGGACGGCCGGACCGGCCCCGAGACCUGGAGCUCACCGACCUGGCCGAGAGGAGCGUGAGACUGACUUGGAUCCCGGGGGAUGACAACAACAGCCCCAUCACAGACUAUGUCGUCCAGUUUGAAGAGGACCAGUUCCAGCCGGGUGUCUGGCAUGACCACUCCAAGUUUCCCGGCAGCGUCAACUCGGCCGUCCUCCAGCUGUCCCCGUACGUCAACUACCAGUUCCGGGUCAUUGCCAUCAAUGAGGUUGGCAGCAGCCACCCCAGCCUUCCGUCCGAGCGCUACCGGACCAGUGGGGCACCCCCUGAGUCCAAUCCUGGUGACGUGAAGGGAGAGGGCACGAGGAAGAACAACAUGGAGAUUACUUGGACGCCCAUGAAUGCCACCUCCGCCUUUGGCCCCAACCUGCGCUACAUUGUCAAGUGGCGGCGGAGAGAGACUCGAGAUGCCUGGAACAAUGUCACAGUGUGGGGUUCACGCUACGUGGUGGGGCAGACACCGGUCUACGUGCCCUAUGAGAUCCGAGUCCAGGCCGAAAAUGACUUUGGGAAGGCCCCCGAGCCAGAGACUGUCAUCGGCUACUCCGGAGAGGACUAUCCGCGGGCUGCACCCACCGACGUUAAGGUGCGAGUCAUGAACAGCACAGCCAUCAGCCUGCAGUGGAACCGCGUCUACUCCGACACGGUCCAGGGCCAGCUAAGAGAGUACCGAGCCUACUACUGGAGGGAGAGCAGCUUGCUGAAGAACCUGUGGGUGUCUCAGAAGAGACAGCAGGCCAGCUUCCCGGGGGACCGCCCCCGGGGCGUGGUGGCCCAGCUCUUCCCCUACAGCAACUACAAGCUGGAGAUGGUUGUGGUCAAUGGCAGAGGCGAUGGGCCUCGCAGUGAGACCAAGGAGUUCACCACCCCGGAGGGAGUUCCCAGUGCCCCCAGGCGUUUCCGAGUCCGGCAGCCCAACCUGGAGACAAUCCACCUGGAAUGGGAUCACCCGGAGCACCCCAACGGCAUCCUGGUUGGAUACACACUCAGAUACGUGCCCUUUAAUGGAACCAAACUAGGGAAACAGAUGGUAGAGAACUUCUCUCCAAAUCAGACCAAGUUCACAGUGCAGAGGGCGGAUCCCGUGUCUCGCUACCGCUUCACGCUCAGUGCCCGGACGCAGGUGGGCUCUGGGGAAGCAGUCACAGAGGAGUCACCUGCACCUCCGAAUGAAGCUACUCCCACUGCAGCUCCUCCCACAUGGCCCCCGACCACCGUGGGCGCCACGGGCGCCGUGAGCAGUACUGAUGCUACUGCCCUUGUCGCCACCACUGAAGCCACGGCAGCUCCUACCAUCCCAACUGCCGCACCUACCACCACUGUUGCCACAACUACUACAAGCACCACCGCUGCUACCACCACCACCACCACGGAGAGUCCUCCGGCCACCACCAUGAGGACUAAGAUACAGGAAUCCGCCCCUGAUGAGCAGUCCAUAUGGAACGUCACAGUGCUCCCCAACAGUAAAUGGGCCAACAUCACCUGGAAGCACAAUUUCGGGCCUGGAACUGACUUUGUGGUUGAGUACAUUGACAGCAACCAUACGAAAAAAACUGUCCCUGUUAAGGCCCAGGCCCAGCCCAUACAGCUCACAGACCUCUAUCCCGGCAUGACGUACACGUUGCGGGUUUAUUCCCGGGACAACGAGGGCGUCAGCAGUACCAUCAUCACCUUUAUGACCAGUACAGCUUACACCAACAACCAGGCAGACAUCGCCACGCAGGGCUGGUUCAUCGGACUCAUGUGUGCCAUCGCCCUCCUGGUGCUGAUCCUGCUCAUCGUCUGCUUCAUCAAGAGGAGUCGUGGUGGCAAGUACCCAGUGCGAGAGAAGAAGGAUGUUCCUCUUGGCCCCGAGGACCCCAAAGAAGAGGAUGGUUCCUUCGACUACAGUGAUGAGGACAACAAGCCCCUGCAGGGCAGCCAGACGUCCCUGGACGGCACCAUCAAGCAGCAGGAGAGCGACGACAGCCUGGUGGACUACGGCGAGGGUGGGGAGGGCCAGUUCAACGAGGACGGCUCCUUCAUCGGCCAGUACACAGUCAAAAAGGACAAGGAUGAGACAGAGGGCAACGAAAGCUCGGAGGCCACAUCCCCUGUCAAUGCCAUCUAUUCUCUGGCCUAGCGGAGCCCGCCCAGGGCACAGCCACUCACUACUUUGCAAGAGGGAAGAGGGGAGAGAGGGAGAUGAAGCCGCUGCAGACCCUACUACACAGCCACCAUCACCUUCUGGGACAAGGGUACAGCAUGGGAGGGUUCCUGGGGAACCACCCAGCUACCCACAUGCUCCCUCCCAAUAACCCCCUAUAUCCCCAGGUACCGCCAGUGUGGAAGAGCUCAAACCAUGACUAAACUGGCUGGAGAGGGAACCCUGGGCCCUUUGCCCUUGUCAUAGCCACCCUGGACAUCCCCCCUGGACCCCACUUCACAUUGCCCUCCUUUGACCCCAGCUCCGGCACUUACCGACUCUGUUGGCUGCGGUACUUCUCACUAUGUUGAUUUGGGCUUUGUGUGUCUUCUUCCCUUCGGACCACCUGGAGUCUGCAUUUCCUUUUCCUAUUUGAAGAGGUGUCCCUGAGAGAGAGGGACUAGGUGGCUCCUCCUACCAGAGCUGGUGGAGAGGACAGACAGGAGCCCCAGUAUUCAUGCUGCCCCCAGACCAGCCUGGUGACGGCCCAAGGAUGC
Molecule: messenger RNA, 4887 nt
Organism: Ochotona princeps (American pika)
Lineage: Eukaryota; Metazoa; Chordata; Mammalia; Lagomorpha; Ochotonidae
Gene: NFASC
Product: neurofascin
Exons: 31
Coding region: 14-4327 (1437 amino acids)
Biological process (GO): brain development; cell-cell adhesion
Molecular function (GO): cell-cell adhesion mediator activity
Source: RefSeq, a predicted model, not a curated record